AUGACAAGGGCAGCUGCUUGCCAUACACCAAUGGUUCUGGCACCAAAGCUGUCAAAGGAUGCUGGAGAGUUACUGCCGAAUCCAAUCAAGCGAAUCCUUCGAUAUCUGGUUGGUACGAUAGAUUACGGGUUAAUGUUUCAAGCAAGCAAGGCAGAACUGACUGUAUCAGCAUUUGCAGAUGCUGAUUGGGGAGCAAAUGUAGACGAUCGAAGGUCAAUCUCUGGCUAUGGUGUGUUCAUUGGCAAAUGUUUAGUUGCAUGGAGUUCAAAGAAACAGAAAACCGUAUCUCGAUCCACAAUGGAGGCUGAAUAUAAGAGUUUGGCUGACGCAACAGCUGAAGUCGCUUGGACGAGCUCUUUUCUUGCAGAUUUGGGGUUUCAGCAGUUGAGAGAGAGCCAGUGCUUUGGUGUGACAACACAGGAGCAGUAG
Molecule: messenger RNA, 429 nt
Organism: Hibiscus syriacus
Lineage: Eukaryota; Viridiplantae; Streptophyta; Magnoliopsida; Malvales; Malvaceae
Exons: 2
Coding region: 1-429 (142 amino acids)
Source: RefSeq, a predicted model, not a curated record